Molecule: messenger RNA, 2537 nt
Organism: Prosopis cineraria
Lineage: Eukaryota; Viridiplantae; Streptophyta; Magnoliopsida; Fabales; Fabaceae
Exons: 2
Coding region: 92-2257 (721 amino acids)
Molecular function (GO): protein binding
Source: RefSeq, a predicted model, not a curated record
UUCUCCUCUCUCUCCUGCCGAGGAGGCAGCACACAGCACAGCAGCAGGCACUCCCCAAAACCUCCCCCAAACCUCUUCUCCGCCACCAUCCAUGGAGGUUCCUCCCGCUGCUCCGCCGCUCUCCUCCGCCCCACCACCCCCAACCCCUCUUCUCAAUUAUCCCGAUUCCGUCGACUCUUCUCCGCGCUCCCGGAACACUGAUUCCUGGGAUGAGUCUAUCCCUCCGGCGGCCGCCGCCGCCGCCGCUUCCGCCAGGCUCCGCUUCAUGUGCAGCUACGGCGGUCAUAUCGUCCCUCGUCCUCACGACAAGUCCCUUUGUUACGUUGGUGGCGAGACGCGUAUCGUUGUCGUUGAACGCCACACCUCCCUCUUCGACCUCUCCUCUCAUCUCUCUAAAACCUUCCUCAAUGGCCGUCCCUUCACUCUCAAAUACUUGCUUCCCACUGAAGACCUUGAUUCUCUUAUUUCUGUGACCACCGAUGAAGACCUCGAUAACAUGAUCGAUGAGUACGAUCGAAUUUCUAAUUCGUCACUGAAACCCUCCAGAAUCCGCCUUUUCUUGUUCGCGGCUAAACCCGAUUCGACCCAAUCGAUACCUAUAAUUAAUAGCUCGGCCAAGGCAGAAGAUUGGUUCCUGGGUAUGCUUAAUAGAGGGUUUUCGGACUCUGGUUCCGUUAAUUUGUUGAUGAAUUUUGAUGAUGAGGUUGGUGCUGGCAAUUCGGAUGGGGGUUCGAAAGAAGUCGAGGCUGUGGGUUCUGGAUCUUUUGGAAACGGCAAGACUGUGAAACAGCAGGGGCAGGAUGUUCAGUCUGUGCCCGAUUCGCCUAUGCUAGAAACUACAUCUUCCUUUGGGUCCACUUCUUCAUCGCCGUCGAUGGCAAAUUUGCCGCCAAUUCGGGUUCACGUUGAUGAUGGCAGUGGCGGUGCAGCGAGGUUGCAGGAUCAGAAGGCGGUGGGGAUUGAGGAUCAGCUUGCUCAAAUGGGUAUUGGUGGAGGACAGAAGCAAGAUGAGGGUUAUCUGCUGUCUUCACCUCCUACUAUGCCCGCAUCCACCGGCCCGGCUGCGCCGGGUGUGCCAAUCGGCGCCUCGGUGGUUCCUGGUGAAUACCAGAAUCGUGUUGUCUCUGAUGAUGAGAGAUCAGACCAUGGGAUCCUUGGGGGUUAUUGGAGACAGCCGACACCGCAGCCGCAGACGGUGCCUCAGCCUCAGAUUCUGCAUACGCAAUUGCAGCAGAAGCCUACCGGAGGCGUUGUUGAUUUGCCUUCUCCAGAUUCAGUUUCGAGUGACAGUAGUAUGACAAAUGCAAUGUCGCGCCCAAAACCUAUGGUCUAUCAAGACCAAGCUCAGCUUCAAAUUCCCUCAGGAGCUGCAAGGGUUCCUAGUAAUCCUGUUGACCCGAACCCGAAAAUUACAUUGUCUGAUUCACAUGGACGGAUCCAAAUGCAGCAACAAGUUUUGGAACAGGGAUAUGUUUUGCAAUCACAAUUCGAUCAGCAGCAGCAGCAACAGCAGCAGUCUCAACAGCAGCACCAAUUUAUACACGGAGCACAGCAACAAGUACAGGAAGCGGGAUAUGUAUUGCAGCCUCAAUUCGAUCAACAACAGCAACAAUAUAUACAUGGCACACAUUUCAUUCACCAUGCCCCUUCAGCGGCCAUGCAGCUCCCUGCAUACUAUCCUGUGUAUCCUUCCCAGCAGCAGCUUCAUCCCCAGCAUCAUCAUCAGGUUGAGCAGCAGUAUCAGAUUUACUAUGUGCCCACUAGACAGACCCAGCCUUAUAACUUGUCUUCCCAGCAGCCUAAUGUUAAUGAAUCUGCUUCAAAAAUUCCUUCUAGCCAUGCCCAAACAACAUCAAAUCCUGCAAUGGUUCCACCAUCUUCAGCUUACAACCCCAUCAGGAACGUUCCAGUACCUAAAUCUGAGAUGACAGGAGGUGCAUACAGAACAGCAAUUUCAGCCACCCCUCAGGUUGUUCAAGUUGCAUCUGGUCAGCCUCAGCAGCAAUUUGUUGCCUAUUCCCAGUAUCAUCAUCCAUCUCAGGCUGUUGCUUCCAAUUCUGGUGCUCCUGCUGGUUAUGCUUAUGAAUAUGCUGAUCCGGCUCGCACCCAGAUAUACUUCUCUCAGCCUCUGGCUCCCACAAUGCCUUCACAGUACCAAACUAUGACAGGUGCUGCUGCUCAAGUAUUGCCAGAAGUUUCUGCCCAGCCUUCUUCAGAAAGCAUGAAGCAGCAAAUAAGAACAUCACAGCCACAGUAAGUCAGUCCCAAGUAAAGAAAUAAUUUUGAAGAAAAAUGGGUUUGAUAUUUUUUUUUCUUUCUUUAAUUUUUCUGCUCCUGUUUUUGUUGUGUUAUUGGUACCUGUUUUUGGGCUUGUAUUUGUGAUAGAUUAUUAAAAACUCUUCUCAUCUUGUACUUUUUUCUUCUAUGUCAUAAUUUAUAGAAAUUUAUAGUCCAAGGUUAUACUGUAAAAGUUCAAAGACUCAAAAUUGUUUUGUCGAGUUCAAAUAUUGAUUAGUGAGCUAUUGCCGUGUAAAUUA